GUGUAAUGUGUUCUUACACUAGUUUCCAAAAGCUUGGCUUAGACAGAAGUUUUUCGUCUUCCAAAAUCUGCAGCAGCAUUGAAUCUUUUCGUCUUCCAAAAUCACCUUUUCGUUUUCCUUACUAGAAAACUAGAACAUCUUUUUGGAUUACACGCUCGUGGGUAGACUUGGUAGCUUUUUGAAAUUUAGGAUUUAUUUGUCCAAAUUUUCAUUCCCGCUCGUGGUUCCUUCGUUGAUAGAUUGGGGUUUUUCAUGAGUAAUGUCUUCAGUUCAGAUAUGAAUUUGCAGGUUACUGAAAUGGAGAAUAACAACAGAAGGCCUAAACUGAUGUUUGAAAAGUAUACGUGGAAGAUCAAUCACUUCUCUAAAUUGAAUCCGGAAGAAGAACUUCUCUCUGACAAAUUUCGACUCAAUGAUUUUACAUGGUACAUUGUUAUCUGUCCACCUGGAGACAUUCAUGAUUACUUGCAAAUUUAUUUAGAAGCUGACAAGGAUUGUGCUAAUUUACCUAAGGACUGGAAAAAAAUUGCAAAUUUCAAUUUGACUUUAAUCAAUCAGGUCAAUGACAGAUGGAGCGUAAGAAAAGGGUUUGAAUUUGAGUUUAGUGCAGAUGACUACUAUGAUGGUCGGAGUAAUUUCUUGUCUUUCCGUGAAUUUAAUAAACCUGGAAGUGGGUUUAUUGUGAAUGAUACCUGUGUUGUUGAAGCUGGGAUUUUUGUCACCAAGUACGUGUAUGUUAAUGAUGAAUAUCAAUCUGUUUUCAAGAUUGAUGACAACCCUCCAAAAGAUAAUGAUAAUUCUUCCUUCCAUGAAAUGUUCAUACACUCGUUUAAAAAUAUAGAGCAAACUUUAAUUCCACGAUUAGAAAGAGUAUGUUUAUAUGUUCCCUCCCUUGUGGUGAGUCAAGAGAAGAGAAGUUUUAGGUUUACUGAAUGGGCAUUUACAACUUUGGGUCAAAUUCUUCAUUUUAUGGGCACUAAAAAGUUGAAAGAUAUGGAUGAUGAAGCAUGUAAUCAUCUUCAAAUUCUAUGGGAUACUGUUAAUACAUUUGGGUUUGAUUUGAGUUGGUUAGAAGAUGAUGUUGAAGAUGCCUUGUUGUGAGAAGUUAUAUAGAGGAAGAUGCUAUGGAGGUAAGAAUGGCUCAGGAGAACGUAGAUGCUUUAGAAAUUGAGACAAAGGUGCUGAGAACAGCAUUGAUCGAAAGAGAGACUGAACUUGAAAUGGCAAAAAGGAACCUGGUGAAAGCAGAAGAACAAUUUGAAGAGAGAAUGGACAAUUUGGAUAGUGUAUUAGGAUAUGGAGGCACAUUGAUAUGAUAAAUUAAUCAAAGAAUUGACUGGAAGUACUUGUAUUUUGAUGAAUAUUUUAAACAAUAGUUGGAAAAA
Vigna unguiculata (cowpea) is the source of this 1385-nucleotide messenger RNA. RefSeq lists its product as uncharacterized. NCBI's taxonomy places the organism in Eukaryota, Viridiplantae, Streptophyta, Magnoliopsida, Fabales, Fabaceae. The record is from RefSeq and is a predicted model, not a curated record.